Molecule: messenger RNA, 4171 nt
Organism: Lates calcarifer (barramundi perch)
Lineage: Eukaryota; Metazoa; Chordata; Actinopteri; Centropomidae
Gene: esr2b
Product: estrogen receptor 2b
Biological process (GO): cellular response to estradiol stimulus; estrogen receptor signaling pathway; regulation of DNA-templated transcription
Cellular component (GO): nucleus
Molecular function (GO): nuclear estrogen receptor activity; steroid binding; nuclear receptor activity
Source: RefSeq, a predicted model, not a curated record
CUCCUCCUCUCCUCCUCCUGUGCGCUGCGCCGCCGGGCAUCUCUCCAGAAAGGCGUGGUCAGUGACGUCUCCAAAUCGGCCAAAUCCUUAAACCUGGCACUCUGAGGACCGGAGAGAGGAUGAAGGGAAAUAUUCAUGAGACGCCAGGAAUGAAGAGAUUCUUGGGGGAAUAACGCGGAGGAAUAAGCGCCGCCGGGUUCGUGCGACGUCCGUUUAAAGUUUCACUUUUUACGCGUCUGUUUUUUUCUGCCUUCAGUGAUCAGCAGCGGUGGUUUUGGUUUCGGAAAAGCGACAGAAAUCCAAGAGCAGCUUGACCGUAUCCUCUAAACACCGAGUGACAGGACUUAUCAGCAGGAGAACAUGCAGUAGAGGAAGCAGCUGCAGCAUCAUAUUCAUCAUCGCUGUCAACAUAACCAGUCAAUCCCCCCCGUGAUAUGGCCUCCUCCCCUGAGCUGGAUGCUGACACAUUACCGCUGCUACAGCUCCAGGAGGUGGACUCCAGUAAAACCUCAGACAGGCCGAACUCCCCGGGACUCCUCCCCACUGUGUACAGCCCUCCGCUGGGCAUGGACAACCACACCGUCUGCAUCCCCUCUCCAUACACAGACAGCAGCCAUGAGUACAACCACGGACAUGGACCUCUGACUUUCUACAGCCCGCCUGUGCUCAGCUACACCAGACCGCCCAUCACUGACAGCCAGUCAUCUCUGUGCAGCCCCCUCAGCCCGUCAGCCUUUUGGCCCUCCCACAGUCACACCAACGUGCCUUCACUGACUCUGCGCUGCCCUCAGCCUCUCGUCUACAACGAACCCAGCCCGCAUGCACCCUGGCUGGAGCCCAAACCCCACAACAUCAACCCCAGCAGCUCCAUCAUCAGCUGUAACAAGCUGCUGGUGAAGAGAUCAGAGGAAGAAGUGGAAGGAGUGAACUCUUCCUCGUGUUCAUCCGCAGUAGGGAAAGCUGACAUGCACUUCUGUGCCGUGUGCCACGACUACGCCUCCGGGUACCACUAUGGUGUGUGGUCCUGCGAGGGCUGCAAGGCCUUUUUCAAGAGGAGUAUCCAAGGACACAAUGACUACAUCUGCCCCGCCACAAAUCAAUGCACUAUUGACAAGAACCGACGUAAAAGCUGCCAGGCCUGCCGCCUACGUAAAUGCUAUGAAGUGGGCAUGAUGAAGUGUGGUAUGAGGCGUGAACGCUGCAGCUAUCGAGGAGCUCGGCAUCGUCGUGGUGGACUUCAGCCUCGGGAUCCGACAGGCAGGAGUUUGGUCAGGGGUGGGGUGGCUUCUCGAGCUCAGCGGCACCUCCACAUGGAGGUGCCUCUCACCCCACUCACCCUCCCUCAGGGGAACCACACACACCACUCAACCAUGAGCCCUGAGGAGUUCAUCUCCCGCAUCAUGGAGGCAGAGCCUCCUGAGAUCUACCUCAUGGAGGACCUGAAGAAGCCCUUUACUGAGGCCAGCAUGAUGAUGUCCCUCACCAACCUGGCAGACAAGGAACUGGUCCUCAUGAUCAGCUGGGCUAAAAAGAUUCCUGGCUUUUUAGAGCUGAGUCUCACGGAUCAGAUCCACCUGCUGAAGUGCUGCUGGCUGGAGAUUCUGAUGCUGGGCCUGAUGUGGAGGUCGGUGGACCAUCCUGGAAAACUCAUCUUCUCCCCUGACUUCAAACUCAACAGGGAGGAGGGACAGUGUGUGGAGGGCAUCAUGGAGAUUUUCGACAUGCUGCUGGCAGCCACCUCUCGUUUUCGUGAGCUGAAGCUUCAGAGGGAGGAGUAUGUCUGUCUGAAGGCCAUGAUCCUCCUCAACUCCAAUCUGUGUACGAGUUCCCCUCAGACGGCCGAGGAGCUGGAGAGCAGGAACAAGCUGCUGCGUCUGCUGGACUCUGUGAUCGAUGCUUUGGUCUGGGCCAUCUCCAAACUGGGCCUGUCCACCCAGCAGCAGACUCUGCGCCUCGGACACCUCACCAUGCUGCUCUCCCACAUCCGCCACGUCAGUAACAAAGGCAUGGACCACCUCUCCACCAUGAAGAGGAAGAACGUGGUGCUGGUGUACGACCUCCUCCUGGAGAUGUUGGACGCCAACACGUCCAGCAGCAGCAGCCAAACCUCGUCCUCCCCGACCUCCGACCUUUACUCUGACCAGCACCAGUACCCCCUGCCUCCAUCUCACCUGCAGCCAGGCUCAGACCAGACCGCCGUCACAGACCACACCACUGUGCCUCCUGAAGCUCAGAUCCUGGACACACACCUGCAGUCUAUGCCCCCGGCUCACAUGGACGGCAGCAGUUACAUCCAUCCGGAGCAGUGGUCCCUGGAUUCACAGGAUGCCGGUCCCCUGCUGGAUCCAACAGACUGCAUCAUCCCCGAUCGAGUUGUCAUGGAAACGACCCUGGAGGGAUGAUGGGACUAAAAACUGAGACUGAACCUUAACGCCUCUCCAUCCCCCAAAGAUCCAGAAAAGGAAACAAACAAACAAACAAAAAGGAUUCAAAAAACAAAAGAAACACAAAGUGCUGUCGUGAGGUAAAGCUUUUCUCUCUUGUUGAGAUGUUUUUAGUCUUUGGAAAAAAAAAAAGUUUUUUGAUUUGUGUUAUUUUGUGUGCGUAAAUAUUUCCUGUGAAUGUGCACUACCGCAGGUGUUCCUGAGAACAUCUGCGAACCUCUGCCAGUCAGUCUGUGCUCUCUCUUUUGAUAUCCAGUAUUUGUAUCUUUUUUCACCUCGGUGUAACGAUCAGAACAACGAGCCUCUCACUUACACAGGCGCAUGUGGUCGACACAGUGAAUAUCCAUUUCCAUAAGUGUUGUUCAGUCAUACAGAUAAAAAGGGCAGUGUUCUCUAUCACACUGGUGUUUUUUUCUCCUUCACUUCUUCUACUGUGUACUGUGGUGUUUUAAUCGGUGCCUGUUCCUCCAGGAUUUUUUCUACUCUCUUUGUACAAAGUACACGUGUCAGUGGAGAUGCAGCAGUUUGUGGCCUUUUAACAAAAUGACUGUUAAGAUAGCUUUUCUGUUCACCUGCUUAAACUAAGGCUGAAUUCACACAGUAUGACGUGGCACCAGCAGAACUGAAAAACACAAUCCAGUUUAGAAUAAUACACAAGACCGACAUAUGUUAACAAGCCAUAUAAUAACUAAAUGUUAUAAAGGUUUAAACUAUCUGAUAACUGCAAAACAGAGGGAAACAGUCCCAGUGAUUAUUUACUGUAUGGAUAUUUGAUGUAAAUAUAAUAAUGCAGUUGUGUCAGCCUCGCUGCACUUUAACAGUAAUAAUAACCCGACCCUAAACAAAGGAAGCACUUCUGUAUUUGGUUUGUUCAGGGUCAGUUUUGUCUAUUUAAAGUAAAUCCAGAUGUACGAUUAUCCAACAAAUAAUUUAACAUGAUGGUGUCAUCUGUGUUCUUUGCUGUAAUUCAUGCGUCUUCCCCCGUGAAUAAGACGGGAGGACAAAGCUGAAGAUGAGCGUCGAUCCAAAACUCGCUUGUUUUUGUCAUUCUUGGCUCUCGAAGCGCGAGGAACUGUUGGCUUUAAAUCUUUAAACAGUUUGUCUUCGUACACAUGUUAAACCUCCUGUUCUGGGCUCGUUUGCUGUGGAUUCUGUGGAUUAUGUUCUCAUUAACCACACCACUGUUCUCUUGGAGAACAGACGGUUAUUUGGUAUCAAACUGCUGGCCAAACAAACUGAAAGGAAUUAAUGUUCCAAAAUUUUGGAUAAACUCCCCCAAACGCACCAUUUAGAGGUUUUUUGGACGUACAGUCGUGAGCUGUGCCACUUCUCUGCCAGUGUAAAUUCAGCCUCAGUGCCAGAUUAUCCACUGGUGAUAGACAGAUACAUGUUCACUAUCCUCUCUGUCCUGAUGUCUGUGGCUUGUACAUGCAUGAACACACACACACAAACAACAAGUCAGAUGCUGAAAAUAUUUCUCUUGGCAGUUUGUGCACAACACACACACACACACACACACACCACCCACCACCACCCAUAUCUCAGAUGUUGUUGCCUUUUCUUCGCCUGUUGGACCUGUCAGUGUAGCUGGGAUCUCUCUCUAACCCAGCGAUUCAGGUAAACACAUACAGCAGCAAAUCAUGGCAAACACAGUUUAUUGUCGAUCAGUAAUGACAAUCUAUACAUCCCAUAAAUAAGUGUUCACAAAAUAAAUCAAACUUUCCACA